Messenger RNA from Necator americanus (New World hookworm), 906 nucleotides. RefSeq lists its product as uncharacterized. The record is from RefSeq and is a predicted model, not a curated record. Bases 1 to 906 code for a protein of 301 amino acids. The transcript has 3 exons. Lineage: Eukaryota; Metazoa; Nematoda; Chromadorea; Rhabditida; Ancylostomatidae.
AUGGAUUGCUUUCGGGGUUGCGAAACGUUAAGAUGUUUCUGUGGGUUCAGUUCUGACACUGAAAUCAUAGACCAUGACUUUGUCAAAGAGCAUGAAACCUGGCACAGCCCCGGACCUGAUUUUAUAUCAGCAGACUUUCUUCGGGCUGGUGGCCAUCCGCUUCAUGUAAUCUUAGCAGCGCACAUGACGUCCUACCUUCAGAAAGAAACUAUCCCAGACCAGUGGAAGACCUCGCGAACCGUUCUUAUCCAUAAGAAGGGUGACCGAGAGGAUCUUCGGAACUACCGUCCGAUAUGCUUGCUGAGCGUGUUAUACAAAGUAUUCACCAAGAUCAUCCUCACGCGCAUAUCUAGGACGCUGGAUGAAGCCCAGCCUCGAGAACAAGCUGGAUUCCGCCAGGGGUUCAGCUGCUUGGACCACAUCCAGACCGUGUCGAGGGUCAUCUGUUACGCAGCGGAGACGUGGGCAGACACCACGGCCACGUCUAGGAAGCUACUUACUACCCACAGAGCCCUUGAGAGAUCUCUCCUGAAGUUUAACCGGCGCACACAACACCUAGCCGGUCUUCGUAGCUCCGACUUAAGAGGAGUGUCCCGUCCUCGCGACCCAGCGGAAUAUGUAUCGAAAGCAAAACAUAGAUGGGCCGGUCACAUCAUGAGAAGAAUCGACGAUAGAUGGACUAAAAGAACGCUAGAGUGGAUCCCAAGGGACGCUAAACGCCCCCGAGGGAGACCGCCAACGAGAUGGGGUGACGUGUUCGCUGCACGGAUGGACCAGCUGAGAGCUCAUCUGGGUACAGCUCAAGGACCUCGUCAACGUCACUCACGAAGCUUGAGAACAUCUUGGAUGACAAUGGCGAGGGAACGAAACGAGUGGAAGAGAUGUUGGGGCCCGCACGUCCAGUGA